Messenger RNA from Diuraphis noxia (Russian wheat aphid), 4156 nucleotides. RefSeq names its product rho GTPase-activating protein 20-like. The record is from RefSeq and is a predicted model, not a curated record. Gene Ontology annotation, molecular function: guanyl-nucleotide exchange factor activity; GTPase activator activity. Lineage: Eukaryota; Metazoa; Arthropoda; Insecta; Hemiptera; Aphididae. Gene Ontology annotation, biological process: signal transduction; regulation of Rho protein signal transduction.
GAUCAGUGUGUUGCCGCGAACUGGUUGCGUGAGGACGUGCGGUGUCGCCGGUCGUUCCGAUUUUAUGUUAUUAUUUUCGUCGAGUUUCCGCUACCAACAUAUUGUUAUUAUAAUAUUAUAUUUUAUCGCCCGUUGCGUGAGUGCUCACGCGCGGCCACUGUCAGUUCGAGCCCGUUUCUCAUAUGGUAUAAAAAAUUUAUAUUUUUCAUUCGAUACCACCACUUUAACACGUGUUGAUUAUUUUUGAUUUUCGUUCCUUGGUGUAGUGCCGUGAAUGUGUGUGUACCUAUGUGUUAGUGCGUUAAACACGUAUAUUACGCGAAUAUAGUUUACAGGUCUUCCCGUCCCUGUGGCGUGCGAUGCGCGCGCGUGUGUGAUAAACUUCCGUACUUUCGCACAAACUGUCAUACAGUCGUUGCUUUUCCGGGACCGGGUUUGAUGUGCCUCGCCUCCAGCAAUGUUCGGUUCCAUCAUCAAUCGCUUUCAGACGUUCUCGCCGACCACGUCGCCGGUGACCUCGCCGAAGAUGUCACGGCGCAAGUACAAGAGCCCAGCGCACCGGCGCAGUCUCAAGGACGAGUACAGGGAUGUGCAGUCCGAACCCGAAGACGCCUAUUGCGCAGGAACAUCGUCAGCUACCGUCGGCUAUCGUCGUGGCCUGACACUGCAACACCAAUUGCAGCAGUCAGCCGGAAGUCCGUCGCCGUCGUCGUCGUCGUCGUCAGCGAAAAAGAACCGCAGCAGGAAACAGCUGAUGUUGAUCAAAUCAAAGUCCACGGCCCGGUUGGACAUAUCUGCCCCAACGGCUGCCGUUCCUGUGCUCGGAAACUAUCACCAAGGAUCAAAGUCCAUGGGGAGGCUGGAUGGUCUAAGACAGGUACAGAGACUGACUCAAUACGAAACGUAUUUCCAAAGUUUAUUGGACGAGACCAGACCGGAACAUGGAAGAGGCGCCGAAUACCACGAUCUGUGCAUGGCGAACAGCGCCGUCAAACAAACAGUAAAACGUACUCAUGAGCAAAGCGAUUUGGAGCGAAUUCAAGAUGUUUUCCCAAACGAUUUCCUUAGAUUAUACGAUAAAGAAGCCCUCACAAUGAAGAUGAAAGGAUUAAUCCGGAAGAGAGGAGGAACUGGUACAGCUGCUUUAAGGAGAGCUUUAUCGUCGAAAUCGCUGAGAUCGGAGUCGCCCCCUUCGACUCCCAACAAAAUUCAAAACGAUAGUCCGAGAAAAUUCAUAAUGGAAACUCCCGUCCAAUUCGUUAAUGGUGUGCAUUGUCAGGAACGUCAUUUAUUUUUAUUCAACGACCUCUUGCUGGUGGCCAAAGCGAAAUCCGGAAGUAACUUUAAACUUAAGGACAAGGUCAGGAUAUCGGAGAUUUGGCUCAACGAAUCGCCUGCGGUGAUCGACGAAGUUGCCGAAAUUCCCAAGUCUUCGGACACGUCUUUCGUUAUUGGAUGGCCGACCACAAACUAUGUAGCAGUGUUCAGCACCCAAGCCACCAGAAAUUUGUGGUGGUCGAAAUUAGCAGAAGAAUCGCAAGAAGAAAUUCGCAAGGACCCUCCGACAACCAACGUCCAAGUGUUUUACCAAGAUCUCAACACUGGAAUAGAAUACUGCAAGACGUUUGCCAUCGGACCGGACGAGAGCGCUAAAGACUGCGUAAAAAUUGCAUUAGAUCACUUGGAAAUGAGAGAUGCGGAUCCGAGCCAGUAUCAACUGUGGGCCAAGACGCCACGUGAAGAUCCGCCAUAUCCACUGUAUGGUCACGAGAAACCAUAUUCCGUUAAGUUGAGUUGCCUGCGGGACGGACUUAGCGCUGAAGAAGGGUUUGACUUGGACCACUGCAACAACGUGCACGACCCGUUGGCCAGGUGUCAUUUCAUUUUGAGAAGUGUCAAAGCUCAAGAAAACGAAACGAACAAAAAGACGCCAAAAAAGUCUUCUAGUCGCAUGAAAAUUGGACAGGUGUUUAAGAAAACUCCAACCAAAGAAAAUGGAGGCAAUUUGUUCGGUGUACCAUUGAAUAGAAUUUGCGAUGGAGAAAACCUUCCUAAACCAGUGAUGGGCAUGCUACACCAAAUUUUCUCCAAAGGACCGUUCACACAGGGUAUAUUUAGAAAGUCUGCCAACGCUCGUUUAGUCCGCGAACUUCGCGAGAAAAUGGAUGUUUGUGAGGACGUUUGUCUAGAGAACGUUCCUGUGCUGGUCACCGCGGCUCUUUUCAAAGACAUGCUGCGCUCGCUGCCCGACCCUUUGCUGUGUACCAGCCUGUUUCCGAAAUGGCGAUCAGCGCUUGACUGUUCCAACCUGCCCACAAAAUUAUUUAGAAUCAAAACGAUUAUCGACCAGUUGCCCAAACCCAACUAUCAUCUACUGUGCCACUUCCUGUGCGUCCUCUACCAUAUAUCUCGACGAUCCACGCACAACCUCAUGUCGGCCGCCAACCUGGGCGUGUGUGUUGGACCGUCCCUGCUGUGGUCCGAUUCGCCGGCCAUGUGUCCGACCGAAGACUUGCGCACCGUGCCCGCACUGGUCGAAAUACUCAUCACUCACUGCGAGCUGCUGUGUGGUCCACACGUGCCGAACCUCCUGGGUGACCCACGGGAUUCCGGCACCGAAGAAUCUGACUCUAUGAGGCGAGACGACAGUUCUAUCGACAGCCUGGAAGUGAGCCCGCCCCCCAGGAAAGAUCAGAUUUCGUUGAGCCGGGACUCUGGACUGACGAUGUCCGACUCGCAGCUGUAUACGCCAGACGAGGAGGAGAGUGGGUCAACCAGCUCAAGCGGAUAUGACCCGGCGUUUGAUCAGUCGCACUCGGCCAAGACCGCAGUGUCCGCCACUGCCGUGCCAUCGAUGCCGGGCGAGUACGUACGCGUAUACCCGGGUUGGGAGGAGCGGAAAAACGCCAACUUCCAGCGGCAGGCCUGGUUCCGGCAGCGAUCCAAGCGUCUGACAGCAGCGGCCAGCAAGGAAGCGGUCCGUCGGAGCGCUUCCGAAGAUUCCGUAUUGGAUGGUAGCGUCCCGCCGCCUACACCACCCCGUCGCAGCAAGCCCGUCCAAAUGUCCGGCAACAGCAACAACAACAACAACCGGAUAUCCCUAACCCCUCAACAGGACCAAUACCGGAAAAUGACUCCCUCAGAUUACUACGAUGUAGUGGUCAAGUCGGAAGUGGUUGUCGAAUCGCUGCACCCGAACAACUACAGCACGGAACUGACCAUCAAACCAGUAUUGCAGCCGGUGACGUACCGCAAGGACGAGUUGCAGACAGCCUCGCCAGUGGUGGUCGUAAGGAGGUCGGCCGAGGUGGUCGACCGUAGGCGAUAUCUACAGCAACAGCAGCACCAUCACCAGCAACAGCAACACCAGCAACAGUUGACAGCGGCCACUACGGGCACCACCACCACAACGGCCACUACAACCACAAAUGCUGCGGCCACUACUCCGGCGGAGAACUGUUGCGACGACGAAAACGAAGAAGACUCUAGCACGCUGUCCGACGAAGACUGUACGCCGCACGUUUCCCGGAGCAACAGCCGCGGAAAUGAGGUCGCUGCCGACUCUCUUAAGCUCAGGCAGCAUCAGCCGCUCCAGUCGCCGGUCGCGCACACAGACGGCACUGUCAGGCUCCGCGGCCGGUUGAAGCGCAAGGAGGAGAAAGCMGCUGUAGCCGCGGCCAGGUCCCGGUCCUUGCCACCGCCCCCGCCCUAUCGGCCACCGCCACCGGCCAACCGCCGUGCGCCAAUCACCUCGUAUUACCUGGGCGAGUGCAGUCAGGCACAGCAGCAGCGAUUCGUCGUCACCAGGACGUACGCAGACGAGGAGUCUUACGUCUGAUACAUACGACUUAGUGUUCUCGGCCUUCCCCUUCUGAAUUAAUAUUUGAUGAUAAUAUGUACGUCUUAUGAUGUUUCCAUCCCUCCCCCCCCCUUACGCGCCCCGUCAUCCAUCUCCAGAGUUGCAGUAUUCAUCAACCAAUGCGUUUUGUAUAUAUUAUUAUUAUUAUUAUUAUUAUUAAUCAUAAUUUUUAUUUUUAUUAUUAUAAUAUUUAUAUAUACACUUGACAAUAUAAAGUAUAAAACUACUUAAGUUACCUGUCAACUUGAAAACAAAUAUGGGCGCUUGGAUGCUAUUGCUGUUUUUUUUUUUUUUUUU